Messenger RNA from Triticum aestivum (bread wheat), 2533 nucleotides. RefSeq names its product zinc finger MYM-type protein 1-like. The coding region runs from base 12 to 2324 and encodes 770 amino acids. Gene Ontology annotation, molecular function: protein dimerization activity. The record is from RefSeq and is a predicted model, not a curated record. NCBI's taxonomy places the organism in Eukaryota, Viridiplantae, Streptophyta, Magnoliopsida, Poales, Poaceae. The transcript has 2 exons.
AAGGGAAGAUAAUGGAGAAGUAUUUGAUAAAGAAAUCAGCAAAUGCCAACACCACCACCCAGCCCCAGGGGGCUAUCACCAGCAACAAUUCAAGUGGCAGUAGUAAUGCAUCAAGACCUGCAGCAAAACAUAAUUCUGCUGUGCCUGAACUAGUUGAUUUGAAUAAGCUCCCUCGCGAUCCAGCUAAAAGGAAGCGAAUGGCAGAUUAUCACCCCAACCAAUGUGAUGAGAUAAGAAGGAAGUAUUUGAUUUGGGGACCUAAUCAGCCCCGCAAGUUGGAAUUUCCAUACAGGGAGAUUGGGAAGAAGAAAAAGAAGAGGAGAUUCAAUCCGGAUUGGUAUGAUGAUUAUACUUAUUGGCUAGAGUACAGUGAGAAGGAGCACAAAGCCUAUUGCUUACGCUGCUAUUUGUUUAGGGACAACAUUAAAGACAGCCACCAUGGGCAUGAUGCAUUUAUAGUAGAAGGUUUCAACUGUUGGAACAAGACAGAGAGAUUUGUAACUCACGUCGGUGAUCGUAACAGCUUUCACAACAGAGCACUCAAGGAUUGUGAGGAUCUAUUAAAGCAGGGACAACCUUUCCGUGGCCAUGAUGAAUCUAAAGAUUCUGAAAAUAAAGGAAAUUACCUUGAGUUGAUGGACUACACUAUUAAGCAAAAUGAUGUUGUUGCUAAGUCAUUCAAGAAUGCUUCAAAUAAUAAUCAAAUGUUGUCUCCCAAAAUUCAGAGAGAUAUUACCGAGUGCUUUGCAAAAGAAGUACUAGGGCAUGUGAUGAAAGAAAUUGGUAAUGGUGUGUUCAGCUUAUUAGUUGAUGAGUGUAGGGAUGUUUCCGACAAAGAACAAAUGGCGGUUGUUCUCCGAUAUCUUGAUAAGUGUGGAGUGGUCCAAGAGAAGUUUGUUGGUGUUGUUCAUGUGGAGGAGACAACAGCUUCUUAUCUCAAGUCUUGCAUAGAUUUAUUAUUUUCACAACUUGGGCUGAAUCUUGAACAAGUUAGAGGCCAAGAUUACGAUGGAGCAAGUAAUAUGUCUGGUGAGUUUAAUGGUUUGCAAGCUAAAAUUAUGAAUGAGAACAAAUCAGCAUAUUAUGUACAUUGUUUUGCUCAUAAACUCAACUUGGUUGUUGUGGCUAUUGCAAAGAAGAUAUUCGAGGUCGGAUAUUUCUUUGAUAUGGUUUCAGUUUUGCUGAAUGUCGUGGGCGCGUCUUGCAAGAGAAAAGACCAACUUCGUGAGCAUCACCAAGAAGAAGUGAGAAAAGCAAUAGGAUGUGGAGAGAUUGCUACGGGGACUGGACUGAAUCAAGAAUUAUCUCUUCAAAGACCAGGUGACACUCGAUGGAACUCCCAAUAUAAAACACUGUUGGGUUUGUCCAAGAUGUUCUCAUCUGUGGUCAAAGUACUAGAAUAUGUCGAGAAAGAUGGCACAGAUACCGGAAAGAGGCGGCAAGCUAGAGGUCUUCUAAAAUAUUUCCAGACCUUUGAUUCUGCAUUUUUCUUACACAUGAUGAUGAUGAUAUUAGCUUUAACAAAUGGGCUGUCAAAAACCUUACAGAGAAAGAAUAAAGACAUUGUAAAUGCUAUUUCAGAUGUGGAAUCAACAAAACGAGAGUUAGAAAAACUCAGAACCAAUGAGGGGUGGGAUUCCCUUAUGAAGAAGGUAUGUUGUUUUUGUGAGAAGCAUGACAUUCCAGUGCUUGACAUGGAAGAUGCCUAUGUUAACCCAAAGAAGCCACGACAAAAGACUGGCAUUAGCAAUGAACAUUAUUAUCGUGUUGACUCUUUCUUUGCUGUGCUCGAUCUGUUAGGAGAAGAGUUUAAUGACAGAUUUAAUGAGGUAAAUUCUGAGUUGCUUCUAUGCAUGUCUGCUUUGAGCCCAAGUGAUUUAUUUUGUCAUUUUGACAAGGAGAAGUUACUGAAAUUAGCAAAGUUUUAUCCUGAUGACUUCAAUCACAAAGAUAUGGUGACUCUUGAGCAUGAACUUGGACUCUAUAUAGAUAAUAUACUCCAUGAUACAAGGUUUUCUAGCUUGGACAGAAUAAGUGACUUGGCUAAACUGAUGGUGGAUAGUAGGAAGAAUCUCUCAUAUCCUUUGGUAUAUCGGCUUUUGAAGCUAGCUCUAACUCUGCCUGUUGCCACUGCCACUGUCGAGAGAUGUUUUUCAGCGAUGAAGAUUGUGAAGAAUGCUUUGCGUAACAAAAUUGGUGAUGAUUAUUUGAGCCAUAGCCUAAUUUGCUUCGUGGAGAAGGAGCUGCUGGACACAAUUACCAAUGAAGUGAUUGUUGAUUGUUUCCAUAAGAUGAAAGAUUGUCGUGGGAGAAAUGAAACGUAAUGGUCUAAUACCUUCCACCCUUUUUAUAUUUACCAUCUCCAUAGUAUUCAAAUGCAUUGUCCUAAUCUGUGUUUUCUCUUCACAGGUAAUGCCAUUUGUCUUGGAGACAAAUAUUACCUUUUGCCACCUAUGAAAUCAUUGGGAUAUAAAGCCUUCUUGUAAGAUUUCUUCAGUUUAGUGCCAAACCUAUCAUGUUACUACUAGAUGAU